Molecule: messenger RNA, 2477 nt
Organism: Cydia strobilella
Lineage: Eukaryota; Metazoa; Arthropoda; Insecta; Lepidoptera; Tortricidae
Product: zinc finger protein 778-like
Exons: 9
Coding region: 349-1575 (408 amino acids)
Biological process (GO): regulation of transcription by RNA polymerase II
Cellular component (GO): chromosome; nucleus
Molecular function (GO): DNA-binding transcription factor activity, RNA polymerase II-specific; chromatin insulator sequence binding
Source: RefSeq, a predicted model, not a curated record
GUUCAAGCGGACAGUGGAAACCCACGCUAUCUGACGUAACUGCGUCACCUAGCCACGAAAUGGCGUCUCUUCUCAUUUAUUGAGCCACGCCAUAUUCGUGAAUUAGAAUUAGAAGGAAUUCCGGGAUAUUUCGUGAAAAUAUUGCGUAUUUUCAUAGAAAAAUAGUGUUAGCCGCUAAACGUCAGUGUAUUUUGACAUUUUUGUAAAUCGCCAUUAAGUUUUUUUUUUAAUUUUUACUUUUUCUAUUUUCGAUUUCUUUUUUUUAAUUAAAAAAAAAACAAACGCCAACGCCAAUCUAUUCCGACAGGCUUUGGAUUUCUCCCUUUACGAGACCCAUUUGCGAGAAGCAUGUCUAGUUUAGCUAACCAGCAGAAGACCAUUCGGCUGGUUAACGUUGUGCCAGCUCCUAAAAUCACAAAGAUAAAGGUAAGAAAAGUAGUGGAGGAUGAAGAAGACACAGUGUGCUGUCGGCUGUGUGGCAAAUCCUUUGCCAAUGAGCGAGCUCUGGGAAACCAUGCUCGUAUGGAGCAUAUGGACGCAUACGCCAGUGGGGACCCAAAUGUGUGGACACAGGAACUGUUUGCUGGCAAGAAGGCUCGCAUCGCAGCAGAGAACCAGCUUAUCCAGCAACGCACGGAGCAGAUGCUGUCCGUCAUGGAGCCCACCAGCCUCACCAGCCUUGCCUCUUCAGAUGUCAGCUACAUCAUUAUCAAAGCGGAAGAUCAGGAGCUAGCGGAGACUGCUACCGUCACCAAGCGGCGGAAGGUUGAGAAGGCCAAGGAAAAAGUGGUCGUCAUGAGGAAGGAGAAAGAAGCACAGCCCAUCACUGGUCCAUUCGAGUGCCUCCAACCAUCGGCGAGCAUCUCGGGCGGCACGUGCCACCAGAUCUUCUUCUCGUGCUGCGAGUACUCGGCGCACCACCGCGACGAGCACACCCGGAGACGCAAGGGGGUCCGCUGUCAAGUCUGCGAGGCUCCUCUGAUGUCUGCCCACAGUUCACCUCAUGUUUGCCAGGUGUGCGGGCAGAACUUUGAGACGAUAGACGCGCUGACCGACCACACCAACUCUGCGCACGUCAAGCUCAAGCCAUACGAGUGCAACCUCUGCCACAAGCGGUUCACACAACAGGGCGGCGUUGCGCAACACAUGCGCAUGCACACCGGCGACCGCCCCUUCCCCUGCACCUUCUGCCCUAAAGCCUUCACACAGAAAUCAGGCCUAGAUCAGCACCUUAGAAUUCAUACAAAGGAAAAACCCUACCGCUGCGUAAUAUGCGACAAGAAAUUCUGCCAAUCCGUCCAUCUCAAGCAACACAUGCGCACGCACACACACGUGGCGCCCUUCCAAUGCGCCAUCUGUCAAAAACGCUUCAAACAAUCCAGCCAUCUCACCUAUCACCUGCGGGCACACAACGCUAAUGCUGACAAAGAGUUCUAUGUUGGUGAGAAGGAAGUCGUAGAGGUAGAAAUAUCGCAAGAUGUCGCUAUGUACGCGGAGCUGAAAGAAACGUAUAUAGUUGGUGAUGCGUGGGAACAGAAACAGGAACAGGAACAAGAGGAGGAACAGGAAACUUAGUUGAUUUGAGUUUAAAGUUCGUACCUGUUGUACAGUUAAUUACUGAUUGGAGUAUUGAACCUCCUAAAUGGUCUUGAGGAUUUUACUUUUUGUAAAACGUUAAGAAUCUUAAUUUUUUCGGUGUAUGCCCAUUUGUACCCGCGCUACGCAUACACGAGGCGGGGACAAAUCGGAAUGAUUUAUAUGAAAAACCUAUUCCCAUCUGUUCCCGGCGAAGACAAAUGGGAAUACACCAUUUUUUAGCGAAGACUUUUGCCGGUAUUUGUUUUUGCGGUUAUAGUGGUAUAUCAUAUCACUCAGUAGGGAAUUUUCGCGAAAUGUUCAGACUAGUGCUGCACUCUAGUGGCAGAACAUUGCAGUAAUAUCCCCUGUUAUUCGGGCGUGCUUCGUGCAGUAGUUAGGUUAAGGUACAGCGAGAAAUAGUUAUUUACGAUACAAGUGCGGAAAAGAGGAAAUUCGAAACGAGUGGCGAUAAAUUAAAACACGACCGCAGGGAGUGUUUUAAAUCGACACGAGUUGCGAAUUACCUUUUCGCACGUGUAUCGUACAACGUUUUACAGUACAUAUGGCCCUUUAAACUUUCGACAUAUGCACGAAAAGUGCUAUUUGACGCACUAGUGCGAGAAAGUAGCACCAUAUGUACUGUAAAAAAUGUUCUGUAUUUAGGGAUGUGUAACAAUGAUUUGUGAGCUUCAACCGAUUUCGAUUUUAUUAGACAAAAUUCUGUACGUAGUACUAUUAUCUGUAGUUAUAUCUAUUGGGCCGUAGCAGACAUAUUAAUUGUUUAUCUGGUUCAUUCUUCAGAUUUGUGCCUGCGUUUAAACUCCAUCAAUCGUACUAGAUGUAUGAAAAGUUUGACGGUGUUGAGGCUGACCGCAGUCAUAUAAUUUAUUAAUUAUAAU